AUGACACUUCCAUCAUCGUGUGACGUGCUGGUAGCAGGAAGCGGCAAUGCCGGAUUCACCGCAGCAGUGGCUGCUAAACAAGCCGGCGCAAAACAAGUUAUCCUGAUUGAGAAGGCUCCCGAGGAGUGGGCAGGUGGAAAUUCAUUUUUCACGGCUGGAGCUUAUCGUACUGCUCACAAUGGUGCUGCUGAUCUGCUACCACUUGUCAACAACGUGGACGAAGCUACCUCCAAAAGGAUUGAUAUGGAGCCAUACACCGCACAGGAUUUUGCGAAUGACAUGCAACGCAUAUGUCAGGGACGUUCCGAUCCUACUCUUAGCAAGGUUCUUGUGGAGGAAUCGUUUCCAGCUAUCCAGUGGUUGAAGCAGAAUGGGAUUCGGUUCCAGCUUUCUUUCAAUCGCCAGGCGUACGAAGUGGGUGGUCGAUUGAAAUUUUGGGGCGGAUUAGCACUAAAGACCGAAGAUGGCGGGAAAGGACUUAUUGAAGACCAUAAAGCUAAUGCUCGUCGACAUGGUGUCAAGACUUACUACUCUACGGCGUUGGAGCAGCUAUUGACUACCCCAGAUACUGGCGCUGUUGAAGGAGUGAUCGUGAGGCAUCAAGGCAAAACGGCGACGAUCAAAGCUGGCGCAAUUGUGCUCGCUGCCGGUGGAUUUGAGAGCAAUCCCCGUUGGGACUUGGCUAAAGUGCGCGGAACCCCUUAUAACACGGGAGAUGCGUUAGAAAUUGCCAUACGAGAUGCCAAGGCGAAGCAGGUCGGAAAUUGGUCUGGUUGCCAUUCCGUAGCCUGGGAUGCAAAUGCUCCGGCACAUGAAGGUGAUAGAAUUGCUUCCAACGAGUUCACAAAGUCCGGUUACCCGCUUGGUCUGAUGUUCAAUAAUAACGGAAAACGAUUUGUGGACGAGGGAGUCGAUUUGAGAAACUAUACUUAUGCGAAGUUCGGUCGUGCAAUUCUUUCCCAACCUAAUCAGAGCGCUUUUCAGAUCUGGGACCAGCGGGCAAUUCCUUUACUUCGAUCCGAGGAGUAUCGUCCAGAGCGUGUAAAACAAAUCAUUGCGAAUUCCAUUCCGGAGUUGGCUGAUAGACUUGUUGAACUAGGGCUCGAAAACAGAAAAGCAUUCGUCGAUAAUAUCAACGCUUACAACGAAGCAGUUUAUGCUUUUCAAAAGGAAAAUCCCGGGAAAAAGUGGGAUCCUUCCAUUCGUGAUGGAGUAUCAACCCAAUCCAAGGCGAUACAGUUGCCCUUGGCAAAGAGUAAUUGGGCGCUGCCAUUAGACAAAGGUCCUUUUAUGGCUGUCCAUGUCACAUGUGGAAUUACUUUUACGUUCGGUGGACUUGCUGUUGACCCGAAUACUGCGCAGGUCAUUUCAUCAGUGACGGACAGAGGGGUUGAGAGCCUGUACUGUUGUGGCGAGAUGCUUGGUGGUCUGUUCUAUGACAACUAUCCUGGAGGUAGUGGCCUAACAGCUGGUGCUGUGUUUGGUAGACGAGCUGGUAUGGCUGCAGCUGAAAACGCAAAAAAAGGCGGUCAUAGCAGACCUAGACUUUAG
Molecule: messenger RNA, 1551 nt
Organism: Talaromyces stipitatus ATCC 10500
Lineage: Eukaryota; Fungi; Ascomycota; Eurotiomycetes; Eurotiales; Trichocomaceae
Exons: 2
Coding region: 1-1551 (516 amino acids)
Source: RefSeq, a predicted model, not a curated record